CUCAAAACAACUGUCAACCAACACACGUUACAAUAAUUGGCGACGGGGUAGAGAAAAUUUUGAACCCUCUAAUUGGACAAGAUUCAGCAUAAUUAUUUUGACCAAUCAGUAUCCAGAUUUGCCAUCGGCGUCUUUGGGAGUCAUUGGUUGUUAAUUGAUUACAGUAUUUCUCACUACCCUACUGAUUCAGAAAAUGACUAUCCUUCCCGAUCAAUUGCAGCUACUACUAGAUCGCCAGCAGCAGUGUUUCAGAGAGAGCCAGUUGAAUGUUUUGGACAAUUUACGCACGCGACUGCUAAAUCUCCCAUGUUUCGAAGAUGUUAAAGAGAUUGACGAAUUAAUUUCUCACUUGCAUACUGAACUCGAGAAUGACUUCAGGACAUGUGAAGAUGAAAACAAAAGCCUCUAUGAAUCCCUUAUGACCAGUAAUGCGAACGAGGCAGUCACUCAUGAUCCGCCCAGCGAUCCAGAAUUGUCCAAUUCAGAAGCAUGCCCUGUUGUGGGUUCAAAUCCCACUGUGCCUGAAACAUGUGAGGUAUCCAGCUUACAAGAAGAACCCCUCGCGCCAGAAAAUGUUUCCCGUGCAUUAAAUAAUGGUCAGAAAUCUAAUACGAAUUUCAAAGAUGCUGUUUAUUUUAGCGACCUAUUACCCACUGAUGGAAUUUUGAAGAGGUUUGAUGAAUAUGUUUCACAAGAAUCAAACCUUAAUGACCUCAUGUCUGGUGUCGCUAAUCCUCAUCAUCAAGUCAGUUUUAGUGAACCCUCUACUCAAUGCGCGAAAUAUGCUUUAAAUAGAGUCAGACUAACUGUUACUUGGGUAUAUGAGGACCCAACGUUAUUUCGCGGGGGAGGACGGACGCAGAAAAUUUUAAAAUCCAGAUGUUAACUCCGGAUCUUCCAAAAAAAAGGGGAGGUGUUAGGAUAGUCGGAAAAAUAUACCAAUAAUUAUCGUGUUAAGUCUACGGUGGCCUUGGACCUUAAAUGUACAUUUC
This is a messenger RNA of Schistosoma bovis, 992 nucleotides long. The record is from the annotation of a GenBank genome assembly. Lineage: Eukaryota; Metazoa; Platyhelminthes; Trematoda; Strigeidida; Schistosomatidae.